Chrysochloris asiatica (Cape golden mole) is the source of this 2041-nucleotide messenger RNA. It is a transcript of the gene SPRY2, whose product is annotated as sprouty homolog 2 (Drosophila). Gene Ontology annotation, cellular component: cytosol; membrane. The record is from RefSeq and is a predicted model, not a curated record. The transcript has 2 exons. NCBI's taxonomy places the organism in Eukaryota, Metazoa, Chordata, Mammalia, Afrosoricida, Chrysochloridae. Gene Ontology annotation, biological process: negative regulation of MAP kinase activity; multicellular organism development; animal organ development. Bases 382 to 1329 code for a protein of 315 amino acids.
GUAAGGCCGUUUUCGUCUCAUUGGCUCUUCUGCCAGGAAGAGGGACUCGCCGUUGGCGUUUCGGCCUCCUGUUCAUUGAGAAAAAAGAGGAAAUACUCCGCGUGCGCUUUUAGAAGGGGGGGUCGCCUCUAGCCUCUCUAACACCAGUGUUCAUCGGCGGGGGACUUGACUCCGGAUUUUAUUUUACCUUUUUCCACCGAUUGGUCGAAAGUUGGACUGAAGCAGAGUUUGGAAAGAAGGGGAAAAGUUUGCGUCGAGGUUGGAUUUAUUUGCACAUUGCAGAAAGAAGAGCGUCCAAGGGAGAGGAGUUGUUGCAAAGCAGCGAUCACGGAAUUCAGAUGUGUUCUAAGCCUACUGGAGUGACCACACUUCCAAGACCUGAUGGAGGCCAGAGCUCAGAGUGGCAGCAGGUCACAGCCCUUGCUGCAGGCACCCCGUGACAGUGGCAGGCAGCCCGGGGAGCCCGACCCCAGAGAUGCCCUCAUGCAGCAGGUGCAUGUGUUGUCUCUGGAUCAGAUCCGAGCCAUCCGAAACACCAAUGAGUAUACGGAGGGACCUACUGUGGUCCCGAGACCUGGGCUCAAGCCUGCUCCUCGUCCUUCGACUCAGCACAAGCACGAGCGACUCCAUGGUCUCCCGGAGCACCGCCAGCCUCCUCGUCUUCAGCACACACAGGUCCACUCUUCUGCAAGAGCCUCUCUGACCAGGUCCAUCAGCACGGUCAGCUCAGGGUCACGGAGCAGUACGAGGACAAGUACCAGUAGCAAUUCCUCUGAACAGAGACUGUUAGGAUCAUCUUUUUCCUCGGGGCCCGUUGCUGAUGGAAUAAUCCGAGUGCAACCUAAAUCUGAGCUCAAGCCAGGUGAGCUUAAGCCACUGAGCAAGGAAGAUUUGGGCUUGCACACCUACAGGUGUGAGGACUGUGGCAAGUGCAAGUGUAAGGAAUGCACCUACCCGAGGCCUCUGCCAUCAGACUGGAUCUGUGACAAGCAGUGCCUUUGCUCAGCCCAGAAUGUGAUAGACUAUGGGACUUGUGUAUGCUGUGUGAAAGGUCUCUUCUAUCACUGUUCUAAUGAUGACGAGGACAACUGUGCUGACAACCCAUGCUCUUGCAGCCAGUCUCACUGUUGUACACGGUGGUCAGCCAUGGGCGUCAUGUCCCUCUUUUUGCCUUGCUUAUGGUGUUACCUUCCAGCCAAGGGUUGCCUUAAAUUGUGCCAGGGGUGUUAUGACCGUGUUAACAGGCCUGGAUGCCGUUGUAAAAACUCAAACACAGUUUGCUGCAAAGUUCCCACUGUCCCACCCAGGAACUUUGAAAAACCAACAUAGCAUCAUUAAUCAGGAAUAUUACAGUAAUAAGAUUUUGUUUUGUUUUGUUUUGUUUUUUAACACACAUAUGCAACCAACUAAAACAGUUAUAAUCUUGGCACUGUUAAUAGAGGGUUGGGGUAUUCUUUGCUGUUUGCAGUGAAAUGCUUUUUAUGUGUGUGUGUCCAUGUGCCAUUUUAACUGAUAUGCUUGUUAGAAAUCAGCUAAUGGAGCUCAAAAUAUAGGAUACAGAACUUGGUGAUCCACAUAUUGCAUAAGCUAAAGCAACACAGACACUCCUAGGUAAAUUUUUUGUGAAUAAUACUUAGAAAAUUUGUAAAUUAGCAAAAUGACUUUUUUCCAUUGUUUUCUCCAGAGAUAAUGUGCUAUAUUUUUGUAUAUACAAUAAUAUUUGCAACUGUGAAAAACAAGUUGUGUCAUACUACAUGGCACAGUCACAAAAUAUUAUACUAAUAUGUUGUACAUUCGGAAGAAUGUGAUUCAAUCAGUAUGGUUUUAGAUUGUAUUUUGCCUUACAGAAGCCUUUAUUGUGACUCUGAUUUCCCUUUGGACUUCAUGUAUAUUGUACAGUUACGGUAAAAUUCAACCUUUAUUUUCUAAUUUUUUCAACAUAUUGUUUAGUGUAAAGAAUAUUUAUUUGAAGUUUUAUUAUUUUAUAAAAAAAAGAAUAUUUAUUUUAAAAGGCAUCUUACAAAUUUUGCCCCUUUUAUGA